Messenger RNA from Carassius carassius (crucian carp), 2372 nucleotides. RefSeq names its product putative deoxyribonuclease TATDN2. The transcript has 7 exons. Gene Ontology annotation, molecular function: hydrolase activity, acting on ester bonds. The record is from RefSeq and is a predicted model, not a curated record. The coding region runs from base 1 to 2007 and encodes 668 amino acids. Lineage: Eukaryota; Metazoa; Chordata; Actinopteri; Cypriniformes; Cyprinidae.
AUGUGUUUUACGUCGCAUGCAGUUCCUAGUACGAUGAACCGCAAAAGGGAAAAGGUGAAGAGUACAUGGCUGAAUGUGGAAUCCCCAAGAAAGCUCAGGAAGAACCGUGUGGGUGUAGUACAGUCAACAUGCGGGGAUGGAGAUGGUCAGGAUGGUGGUAUGAGUGAGGUUAGCUCUCCUGGACUCAACACAUCUACUGGGUCAGCUGGACUGGGCCACAUGGAGAACAUGUGUCUCAGCACUCCAUGCAGUUCACCCAAAACACGGUUAAAACUGACUAGACACCACAGAGCAGUGUCAAGAAAAAAGAGUCCUGGUGAGGACACUGUUUCAGGACAAUCCUCUGUUGGACCUCCACCUCCUUCUGCUGGAAAGAAUUGCAGAAAUCCAGGAGAAGGGCAGAAAGUAAUUCUCCUCAAAGCACUGAAUGAUGCAAUGGGGUAUGCAAACAAAAAAUCAUCAGUUGGUGGGCCUAAAAGUCUAUCUGCAAAGAAAACCCCAGACAAGCUUAUAAAGGCAAUUGAGGAGGAAAGUACCUCUGAGCUGGACUGCUGCUCAUUCAAAGAGAAGAAUGACCAACUGAUCACGAAUACAGAGGAUAGGCCUCCCUCUCUGGAGUUCAUAGAUACACAAGAUGAUGGGACAGAAAUAAAGCUGGACACCAGGAGUGUGAUUCUGAAGCAUCCAGAAUCGCUGGAUUGGUCCGAUGAUGAAGACUCCGAGGGGCGACAAACAACUGAGCUUAAAAGGGAUUGUAAGCUUGUGGACUUCAGUAACACUCCUCCACCUUUGGAAAGCAAGACUUACUCUUCAUCACCAGCUUUAAAGUCUUCAAUAUUCCCACAAGCCCUGUGGGAACUGAAGUCACAAGGUUGUUGUGACACUUCUCCAACAAUCCCAGCCAGGGAUAUGGAGCUCUUGUCAGAGCUUCCGCCUCAGAACACUGCCUUUGACCUCGAGCCACCCAAGAACUACUCGCAUUGUAGGACAGUUCGGCGGUCACUCAAAUUACAACAGUCUAUCCCCAGGCUCAGAACGUUUGAUUACUCGCCUCUUACUACACGCAGGACUUCAGAAUCAAAUAUUUACGCAUCCUCACAUAUGCUCCAUGCUGCGGAUAGUGCCACUCGCGGGAUGUCUGUUGGCUCUGAGCCUCUUUGGCUGUCAGAUUUGAACUACUCAAAAGCAGAUUCUGCAGGAUUUAUUGACACGCACUGUCAUCUUGACAUGCUUUAUGGGAAGUUGGGUUUCCGGGGUAGUUUCAAAAAGUUUCAGAGCAAGUAUGCAAGUAGUUUCCCAAUGGAGUUUAUGGGCUGCAUUGCAGAUUUCUGCAACCCACGAAUCACUGAAAGAGAGGCCAUCUGGGAAGGUCUACUGGGAGAGGAGAAAGUGUGGGGAGCCUUUGGUUGCCACCCGCAUUUUGCCAAGGAGUAUAACCAUGGUCAUGAGCAAAGCAUCAUGGGUGCUAUGCGUCACCCUAAGACCAUUGCAUUUGGAGAGAUUGGUUUGGAUUACUCCUAUAAGAAUUCUACAGACUCAAGGAAGCAGAAAGAGGUGUUUGAACGUCAGUUGCAGUUGGCCGUCUCUCUCGGGAAGCCUCUUGUCAUACAUUGUCGUGAUGCUGAUGAUGAUGUCCUGAAAAUUAUGAAGAAGUGUGUCCCACAAGAUUACAAAAUACACAGACACUGUUUUACCAACAGCUACUCUGUGAUUGAGCCGUUCCUAAGUGAAUUCACUAACCUGUGUGUGGGUUUCACUGGACUUGUGACGUAUCAUCAGGCUGUGGAGGCUCGAGAAGCCGUGAAGAAAAUCCCACUCGACAGAAUCUUACUGGAGACAGAUGCACCAUAUUUCCUACCUAGACAGGUGCCUAAGUCCACAUGCAGGUUUGCUCACCCUGGUAUGGGCAUACACACACUGCAUGAGAUUAGUCUGCUGAAGGGAGAGAGUCUAACCACAGUACUGCAAACAGUCCGGCAGAACACUAGACAUAUAUACGGUCUGUGAUUGGAAACUCCUUCUUACUGAAUGCAGCUGAAGUCCUUGCGAUCUUAGUCCAGCUGCUAUUAGCUUAGUCUUGCAUUUUUGGCAUUUUUUGUCUUGAAUUUGAUUUCUUUGACCCUUUCAUUGUGUGAAAAAAAUGUCUGCAAAAAAGUUAAAAUGUAUAUUUCCAUGUACUGUAGUAUGUGCUAAUAAGUGUAUUAGCAUUGAUACUUAAGUUUUGUAAUUGUUGUAGGUACUUUCACAUGUUAAAAAAAGUUAGCAAUGAUUAAUUUUAAUAUCUCUUCAGUCUUGUUUUAAAAUGGUUCUUUGCCCUCAGGAUACAUUUUUCAUGUGUCUGCAUACAUUCUUACAUGUUAUGUAUGCUUGUG